CCUAAAAAUUAAUUUCUUAUUUACAAAUUAAUAAUUCAUCAAAUCAAGCUCAAAGUUUCGAGCGCCUCCCCUCGUACGGCCAUCUUCCUUCUUCGUCUUGGAUUCAGGUUCUCAACAUCCGGGUAUUGUGAAACUCAGAUCGAGCAAGUCCUUGAUCGCAGUCUGGUUUGAAUGAUUCGUGACUGAACCGAUCUGUGUCAUUUCUCGAUUGUUUUGAGCUCAAUCGCCACCGCUCCACGUGGUAAUACAAUUCGCCAGCGAUUUCAUCUCGUAUGUUGUUUCUAUUUGCUGCAAGGAGAUUUACGGGCUGUGGCGUUGGGCAUUUUGAUUUAAUGAGGAAGGUUUUCAGUUUUGGGAAAGAUAUGAGUUGUUUCUGAAAUACACAUUUGAUUUCAUUUCCUUGGACGUGAAGUAUCUGGAAGCGAAUUGGGUAGGAAGGUGGGCAAAGAUGCAGACUAGAGUGGUGGGGGUUGAGGAAGGAAAGGCCUCUGCCACCGGCGCUGCCAUUGCCAAUGGCAGCACUAGAACAAACAGUCCUGUCAAGGCCUUUCCCUUCAGGUUUCUUCAGCUCUUCUUUCUGUUUCUGCUUGUUUUCCUUGGAAUAUCACUGGCUAGUUUGCAUACGGUGAAGUAUUUUGGAAGUCCAAAUGUGGCACCUCGAGUAGCACGGACCAUAAUUCGACCUUGUCUUGAAGAGCCAACCAGUAUAGAAAGAUGGAUCAGACCUCCAUCAAGUCUUCUGCAUACCAUGAACGACGCCGAGCUUCUCUGGAGGGCGUCUUUUGUUCCUCGUGUCAAGAAGUAUCCAUUCAAGAGAGUUCGAAAAAUUGCUUUCAUGUUCUUGACCAAGGGACCACUGCCCUUGUCUCCUCUUUGGGAGCGGUUCUUCAAGGGACAUCAGGAACUUUAUUCUAUAUAUAUUCACUCUUUGCCAUUUUAUGUAGCUGAUUUUCCACCGUCAUCGGUGUUUUACAGACGACGGAUCCCGAGUAAGAUCGCCGAGUGGGGGAGGAUGAGUAUGUGUGAUGCUGAGAGGAGACUGCUUGCCAAUGCACUUCUUGAUGUUGGAAAUGAAUGGUUCAUUCUUCUUUCCGAGUCUUGCAUUCCUCUCCACAAUUUCAGCGUCAUUUAUCACUACCUAUCUCGAUCCCGUUUCAGUUUCGUGAGUGCGUUUGAUGAACCAGGAAUCAUCGGUAGGGGACGUUACAAUGAGAGUUUGGCACCUGAGGUUAACCUCACCAAUUGGCGGAAGGGAUCUCAGUGGUUUGAAGUCAAUAGAGAACUUGCAGUGAAGAUGGUUGAAGACACAGUUUACUACCCCAAAUUUAAAAAGUUCUGCAAGCCACCAUGUUAUGUUGAUGAACAUUACUUCCAGACCCUGUUGAGCAUCAAAACGCCUCAUCUCAUAGCAAACAGGAGUGUUACUUUUGUUGACUGGUCGAGGGGCGGUGCUCAUCCUGCAAUGUUUGGAGACGCAGACAUCCAGGGCGAUUUCUUCAGUAAACUUUUCGAAAGUAGAACGUGUGUUUACAAUAACCAGCCAUCAGCGCUCUGUUUCCUUUUCGCUAGGAAGUUCACUCCAAAUGCCUUGGGUCGACUGUUAAACAUAUCAUCCGAAAUCUUUGGAUUUUGAUACAAGCUUGGUAGAACUGUUGAUACGAUCUGUUUUACUUUUCUGCAGUUUUUACGUAGAGUUCGAAUAGAAUUACACUUGUAGAUGUAUAAAAUUUAUAUAAUUUCUCAAACUGUACGUGCCACGAUGAUAUAUAAAACUGUUGUUCCUGCUACUACUGUUGAUUA
Messenger RNA from Cucurbita maxima (winter squash), 1800 nucleotides. RefSeq lists its product as uncharacterized. The coding region runs from base 449 to 1633 and encodes 394 amino acids. NCBI's taxonomy places the organism in Eukaryota, Viridiplantae, Streptophyta, Magnoliopsida, Cucurbitales, Cucurbitaceae. The transcript has 3 exons. The record is from RefSeq and is a predicted model, not a curated record. Gene Ontology annotation, cellular component: membrane. Gene Ontology annotation, molecular function: glycosyltransferase activity.